AUGUACAUUUGUUUGGGGGCAUUGAAGCAAGGAUUCAAAGCUGGAUGCAGACCAUUGCUAGGCUUAGAUGGGUGUCACCUCAAGAGUGCUUAUGGUGGUCAGCUGUUGUCAGCAGUGGGGGUGGAUGCUAAUAACACAACCUGGGUGGUUGCUUAUGCACAAGUAGAGAUGGAGAGUGAAGGAAAUGGUUUCACCUUCAUUUCAGACAAACAAAAGGGGCUUCUACCUGCAUGUGAAGAUGUGGUGCCACUAGCUGAUCACAGGUUCUGUGUUAGGCACUUGUGGACUAAUUUCAACAAGCUAUUCCCUGGCAAGGUGAUGAAGGACCAACUGUGGGCAGUUGCCAAGUCCACAACCAUGGCUUAUUACCACAAAGAGAUGGUUUUGAUGAACCAGAUGGAUUCAAAGGCUCAUAAAUGGCUAAUAGGUAACAUAAUUAUGCUAAUAACUCCUGGGUGGUUGCUUAUGCUUUUACCUUCACAUUACUUAUGCAUUAAUGUCAACUGUUUUACACUUUGCAGAGCCCACUUCAACACCGUUUUGAAGUGUGAUGUGUUGUUGAACAAUCUUUCAGAGAGUUUCAAUGCCUGUAUCCUACCUGCAAGGUCCAAACCAGUCAUUACAUGCUUUGAAGAAAUUAGGGUGAGGAUGAUGAAGAGGAUUGCAAUCAGGAAAGAGAAGAUGAGCAAAGUUAUGGACCCUAUCUGCCCCAGGCCAAGGCAGAUUCUGGAGAAGAACAAGGUUAAAUCUGCAACAGGUUGCAUCCCUAAUGGGACUGGGAGCCACAAAAUUGAAGUGGAGAGCAUUGGAGGCAGCAAGUAUGUGGUGGAUCUGGGCAGAAGGGCUUGUGCUUGUAGGAGAUGGGAUCUAACUGGGAUCCCUUGCAAGCAUGCCAUAUCAGCCAUCAACUUCAUGAGAGAGAAGCCUGAAGAUUAUGUUGAUGCAUGCUACCUGACCAAGACUUACAUGGCUGCUUACUCUAACACAAUCCAGCCUGUAAAUGGGAUGGACUUGUGGAUCCCAAGUGAAGAACCUGCCAUCCUACCCCCACAGUACAACAGGCAGCCUGGAAGGCCAAGGACCAAAAGGUUUAAGGAUGCUUCUGAGAAGGAGAAUGAAGGCCCCAAGCUUGGAAGGGUGCAGAAAUCUCUGAGCUGCUCCAACUGUAAUCAAUUGGGUCACAAUAUUAAGAGUUGUCAUUGA
Messenger RNA from Rosa rugosa (rugosa rose), 1203 nucleotides. RefSeq lists its product as uncharacterized. Bases 1 to 1203 code for a protein of 400 amino acids. Gene Ontology annotation, molecular function: DNA binding; transposase activity; zinc ion binding. The record is from RefSeq and is a predicted model, not a curated record. The transcript is spliced from 2 exons. Gene Ontology annotation, biological process: DNA transposition. Lineage: Eukaryota; Viridiplantae; Streptophyta; Magnoliopsida; Rosales; Rosaceae.